UCUUAUCAAUAUAAAUGGUUUAUUAUAAAAAAUGAAAUUCAUGGUACAAAGUACAUAGUACAUAACGGUGCAUUGAUGCAUGAAGACCAAGUGUCUCAGUAAGAAAAGAAAUAGAACAUUUCGAAGAACAAGAAUCAUAUAAACAUAUAUAACAUUAAUUGCUUAUUGACAAUCAUUAAUUGACAUUAAUUGAGAUAAAAUAUUUUUUAUAUAUCAGAAGUGUAGUAAAUAUGGUUCUCAAAGGAAUAAAGGUUUUGGAAUUAGCUGGGCUUGCUCCAGGACCUUUCUGUGGCAUGGUCUUGGCAGAUUUUGGAGCAUCUGUCAUCAGAAUAGAUAAGAUUGGAGCUCAAGCAAUUGAUUCUUUAGGCCAUGGGAAACGAUCAAUAGCAUUAAAUUUGAAAUCAAAAGAGGGUAUCGAAAUCUUUAAAAAAUUAAGCAACCAAAGUGAUGUUAUUAUUGAUACAUAUAGGAGAGGUGUUAUGGAAAAAUUAAAGAUUGGGCCAAAGGAUCUCAUGACAAGCAAUAAGAAGUUAAUAUAUGCUAGAUUAACAGGAUUUGGUCAAGUUGGCCCUUACGCAGACAUGGCUGGCCAUGAUAUUAAUUAUUUAGGCUUAUCUGGGUUACUGUCUCUGUUUGGCCGAUACAAUGAAAAACCCACACCACCCGUUAAUCUGGCUGCUGACUUCGGUGGCGGUGGUUUAAUGUGCGCUUUUGGAAUAAUUUUGGCGCUAUACGAGCGAUAUAAGAGCAAUGUCGGGCAAGUGGUGGACGCAUCUAUGGUGGAAGGGUCCGCAUAUUUAGGCUCAUGGUUAUUCAGAUCGCAGAAAAUGCCAUUUUUAUGGGGAAGGCCACGCGGUAAAAAUAUAUUAGACAGCGGUGUGCAUUUUUACGACACGUACGAGACAAAGGACAAUCGUUAUAUGUGUGUAGGAGCUUUAGAGCCACAGUUUUAUGAAAUUUUCUUAAAGAAGCUCGGUCUCACGAGCGACGAGGUGUCGCAAUUCGAGAAUUUCGAAGAGAAUCGCUGUAGGAUCACGGAAAUCUUCAAGCAGAAGACCCAGGCGGAAUGGUGUGCUAUAUUCGAUGGCACCGAUGCGUGUGUGACACCGCUGCUGAGUCUGAAGGAUGCUGCUUCGCACAUUCAUAAUCAGUAUCAGGGGACUUUCACGACCAUAGGAGACGAUGUGAUACCGAAUCCUUCUCCCCGUCUGUCUCGUACACCCGGCAUUUCUACAGGAACUCGUAAAAAUUCACAGCCUGGCGAAAACAGUAUAGAGAUCUUGACAGAAUUGAAGUAUCAAACUAAGGAGAUCAAUUAUUUGCUGUCAAACAAUUUCGUUUAUCAAACGGAACAUAUCUCUAAGAUUUGAGUGUAUAUGAAUGGCUAAUAAUGAGUUUUUCUUAUACAGAAUAUAAUUUAUAAUUGGUAAUUAUAACUGUGGAUGAGAUGUUAUGUAUAUAUACUGUUAUAUAUAUAUAUACUGUAUAUAUAUCUCAUCUAAGGGAAAUCAUGGUAAGAGAAAUUUAUUUUUUAAUAUUAAACUUGUUGAUAAUUAAAACUUGUUGACCAAAAAGUGCCAUAUAAUGAUGCCAUAUAAUGAUGACUCAUUAGUUUUAACGCGCAAGUAUGAUAUAUUUACACACUAUUAUAUUAUGUCAGAUCGAGAAUGUUAAAUUCUAAUGAUUAUAGUCUUUAAACAUUAUUACAAUUUCUUUUAUAUGUACACUUUUAUAUAUAUAUAUACAUAUAACACAUCACUCAAUAAGUUCGCAGAAUGACUAAUAAAACAACAACUUUUAGGCAAAAUUUGACUUUAUUCAUCUACAUAGUCUCCUUAAAGAGUGAUACAUUGAUUCCACCGCUUCUCUAACAUUUUGAUGGCUUUUUUGUAGAACGAUUUAUCUUUGGCCUCAAAAUAGGCUUCAGUUUCGGCUUUGGGCAGGUUUUGCCGGUUACUGUCCACUCAGCUGACUGCCGAUUUGACUCUGGAGUGUAGUGAUGGAUCUAUGUUUCAUCCAUUGUCACAUACCGCAUCAAAAAAUUCUUUUUAUUGCACUGAUACAGCUCCAAACAGCCCGCUGAAUCGUCGACGCGUUGCUGUUUUUGAUUGACUGUGAGCAAACGCAGUACCCACUUCGAACCACUGUAACUUGUGAACUAAACGUCCGAUUAUCAUGAAAUUUUGACACGUAUCAUUUGAAGGUUAGUACUUCCUAAAAAUCAUAUGGAUUUGUCAAUAGUAGCGCC
Messenger RNA from Harpegnathos saltator (Jerdon's jumping ant), 2248 nucleotides. It is a transcript of the gene Amacr, whose product is annotated as Alpha-methylacyl-CoA racemase. The transcript has 5 exons. Lineage: Eukaryota; Metazoa; Arthropoda; Insecta; Hymenoptera; Formicidae. The record is from RefSeq and is a predicted model, not a curated record. Gene Ontology annotation, biological process: bile acid metabolic process. Gene Ontology annotation, molecular function: alpha-methylacyl-CoA racemase activity. Gene Ontology annotation, cellular component: mitochondrion. Bases 231 to 1370 code for a protein of 379 amino acids.